Molecule: messenger RNA, 1092 nt
Organism: Rotaria sp. Silwood2
Lineage: Eukaryota; Metazoa; Rotifera; Eurotatoria; Philodinida; Philodinidae
Source: the annotation of a GenBank genome assembly
AUGUCAAAAGUAACUAAAUUAAAAGCAACUCAAAAUGUUGCAUCUAAACGUAAUUUAAAUAAAAAUAAUACAAACGAAGACAAUGAUUCAAAGCCAAUUAUUACAAUUGAAGAUAAAACUGAUGAAAAAUCUAUUGAUAAAGUACAAAUAAAAAAAGGAAAAAAACGAACUGCCUCUACUUCACCAGUCAAAAAAGUAAAAAAAACUGAAUCAAUUGAAGAAGAUCAUAAUAUAGAAAAUAUUGAAGAACAUAAGAAUGAAAUCAAACCAAAACCUUCAAUGACAUUAAAAACAUCAGAUCGUUUAUCAUGUAAAGGUGAAAAAGCAGCAUUAAAAUUAGUAUCAUGGAAUAUAAAUGGAAUUCGUGCAUGGUUAACUAAUCAUGGUUUAAAAUAUAUUGAACAAGAACAACCUGAUAUAAUUUGUUUUCAAGAAUUAAAAUGUGAUAAAGAUAAAAUUCCAAGUGAAGCAACACCUAUUGGUUAUAAAUCUUUUUGGCUUUCUGGUGAUCAAGCUGGUUAUUCUGGUGUUGGUCUUUUAACAAAAAUUGAUCCAAUUGAUGUUAAAUAUGGUAUUGAUAUUGCUGAACAUGAUAAUGAAGGACGUAUUAUAACAGCUGAAUAUGAUAAAUUUUAUCUUGUUGUAUCAUAUAUACCUAAUAGUGGUCGUAAACUUGUACGUUUAGCUUAUCGACAAAAAUUUAAUCAAGUAUUUCAUACAUAUUUAAAAGAACUUGAUAAGAAAAAACCAGUGAUAUGGUGUGGUGAUUUGAAUGUUUCACAUCAAAGUAUUGAUUUAGCAAAUCCAAAAACGAAUACAAAAACUGCUGGUUUUACAAAAGAAGAACGAGAUGAUUUUUCAAAAAUUCUUGCUGAUGGAUUUAUUGAUUCAUUUCGUUAUCUAUAUCCUGAUAAACGUGAUGUUUAUACCUAUUGGGCUUAUUUUCGAAAUGCUCGUCAACGAAAUAUUGGUUGGCGAUUAGAUUAUUUUAUAUUAUCAUCAAAUCUUCAAGAAUAUUUAUGUGAUAUUAUUAUUCAAAAUAAUGUUUAUGGGUCAGAUCAUUGUCCAAUAGUUUUAUUAUUGGCUGUAUAA